Aspergillus candidus is the source of this 520-nucleotide messenger RNA. RefSeq lists its product as uncharacterized. Bases 1 to 258 code for a protein of 85 amino acids. The record is from RefSeq and is a predicted model, not a curated record. The transcript has a single exon. Lineage: Eukaryota; Fungi; Ascomycota; Eurotiomycetes; Eurotiales; Aspergillaceae.
AUGCAGCGGCAAUGGGAAAUGCAGCGUCAACUGGAAAUGCAGCGUCAACUGGAAAUGCAUCGUCGGUGGGAGAUGCAGCGUCAAUGGGACACGCAUUAUCAAUGUCAGUACGGCGGCUGGUCUAGGGUUCAUGGAAGAUAUCAAUGUCGACAAUGCCGACGCAUACUGAGUAACUUCAUCCUAAAAUGUGAGCAAUGUGGGUUAGGUGUCUGUGGGCGCUGUCGACGGGACAGUGGUCUCCAAUACACCCAAAGGUGACUAUUAUCAGGCAAUUGACAUGCUCAUGAUUGUUACUGGCUGGAAGACUGUCUGGAAUUGGUGGAAAGAGACAUUGGAUACUGCACACUUUCGAUGUAUCAGCAUUGGCCAAUUAGCCUCAGGAAUUCAACGAAUUCUAUCAUUUUGAGUCCAUCUAAACCCCUGCGAUCAUUCAGGUCCAGUUCGAGGGGCCCUGUAAUCUACCGCCGUUUGAAUGGUGGUAUCAAACACCUCAUUGUCGCGUGAGAACUCCAGGUCGUCC